AUGGCCUCAACAGCAGAGGCGUUUUCGCGCUUCUCAGCCUCGAGGCGUCCGAGUGAAGGAUCAACAACAUCAGCGCGCAGCGUCACUACUCAGCCAAACAAUGUCGACCAAGGCCGCCCAGACCCAGACGAUAUCCAAUUCGCCGCCCAGUGGCUCGCGCAACAGCAGCAGCAGCAGCAACAACAACAACAAAACAGCCAGCUUAGGCAGAUCGCCCCUGCACCACGGCCAGCGUCUCCCGAAUAUGUUCUCGCCGCCAGCGCUCUUCCGGUCCAGCCCGCUCGUGACUACUCGGUAGAGCCUGCGAUGCACAAUGGCAUGGGCUCGCAGUUUCGCUUCCAGCCGCAGCCUCAGAUGGUCCGACAGUCCCUUCCCGUCGACACCUUCAUGUCCGCCAACGGUCACCCCGGCCACCCCGGCCUCGCGAACCAGAUGAUGGAUCGCAAUGACAGCCCAGCUCCAGACUCGGGACUCGAGAUGGGCACCGCCCCGAACAGGUCGAGGUCAAAUACGAACAACGACCAGGAGAUGCGCGAGCUCUUCACAAGAAAUAGCCACCGGUCAUUGCAGGACGUGGCCACGGAACUGCAUGGCAAUGAGCGCGGCCCGAGCAGUGAGCGAAGCCGGCAGUUGUUCGCCAUGCUCUGGAUCAAAUCGUCUUGUCGAAAAGGCAAGACCUCAGUGCCGCGCAGUCGCGUGUACGCUAGUUAUGUCAAGCGAUGCGCGCAUGAGAAGAUUGCUGUCCUGAACCCCGCCAGCUUCGGGAAACUCGUCAGAGUAUUGUAUCCAGGGCUCAGGACACGUCGUCUUGGGGUGCGCGGAGAGUCCAAGUACCAUUAUGUUGACUUCGAGUUGAUCGAUGAAGACAUCGAUCUUGACGAGAUGCCGAGCCAGCAACCCGCUUCGGUCACGUCAGGCCCAAGUUUUGCUGAGAGCAUGAGGAUGAACAACACGACGCGACCAUCAACCGCUGCAGAAGUCGAGAAGCCCUCACUCUCUCCUGUUCAAGACGGCCCUGUUGAGGGUGCUAAGAUCGAAGCCCUGAGAGGCAGCGGUUCCCAUGAGCAUAACCAUGCUAUAUAUAACAACCCACAGGUACAGACGACAGCAGAGCUGGCCAUGACCGGAAGCAGAACCUCCAAGAUACUCUCGCUAAGGCUUGAAGACACGUCUCAAACACCGACGCGUCUCACCCUGCCUGCCAUCGAACCAUACCUUCCUCAAGGCACCGAUAUCGACGCUGCAAAAUCUCUCGAAGCGCUCUAUUUGUCACAUUGCACCUCGCUGAUUGAGUGCAUACGAUUUUGCAAGGAGAAGAAUUUCUUCCAUCUCUUUACUGCCUUCCAUGGCACGUUGACGGUGCCGGUGCAAAAGCUGCUGGCCAAUCCCGCCCUGGAGUCAUGGAUUGAACAGUGCGACCUUAGAAUGUACCAGAAUAUGAUGCAGAUUGUUUCCGUCGUGGCUUUACAGGUCAUUCCCCCGUACGGCCUGCAGAGCCUGCGCAACAUUUCAGAGAAGCUGGUGUCUCACAUUCGUCGGUCGUUUGAGGGCCAGCCUUACCACAUUUUCAGGGCCAAAGAGGCGCCUGCCGCUCUUUUUGCUGACCUGCUGGACCGAGCGCUGAGGGUCAACACGACGGCCCAUGCCACGGCCAACUUCCUGCACAAUCACGCGAACCGCACUCAGAUGUAUCUCGACUUUGUUACGUAUGUCCGACCUAGGAAGAUCGCACAAUGCGUGCCUGUGGAAGGCAUGGAAGAUGUCGUACAGCUGCUCGUCUCAGACAUCAGGCAGCUGCUCGAUCCUAGGGAUGUCCCGUGGGAAAUCGAGCGCUGCACGGUGCAAGGAGACUAUCAUCUCCAGAACCCGAAUCACGAGGAGCCCGAGAGCCAGGACUGGACAAGCUCCGCGAACAUCCUGGAUCGUUGGGUGGACUUCCUCAGAAACCUCCCAGGUCGAUUUCCAUACGCUUCAGCUGCAGAUAUCGUACUAUUUGUCCAGACAAUUGGCACGACAAUGGUGCGCGAUCUGACAAUCAGCAGCGCCGACAGCUUUGGAGCGUGGUGGUGCCUGAAGUGCUUUCUGGACGAGAUGGUCUGGUUCUUGGCCGAAAAGGGCGGGUUCAUGAAGCAGAACAGCACCAGGCCCGUCGGACCAUCGAAGAGGAAACAGGCUCAAGAUCCCACAGGAGAUGAGAAACGAAAGAGCAUGCGAUACAGCACCGGCAGCGCCAGCGAUGACCCGAUCCUGGCGCUAAUGGAGAGCGCGCAGCCAGUCCUCGGCGGAGCCCAGAAUGGCGACCAGCACGUGGUGCUUGACAUGAAUACGGCCAACUACGAUGAUAGCGGCAUUUCACUACGGAUGUCCGGCGAGGACUCACCAAUGAGCAAGUUCACGUCUCAUAUGGAUAGCCAGAGGGUACACGACGGGAGCCAAAACACCACGAACGGCUUGAGCUGA
This is a messenger RNA of Diaporthe amygdali, 2460 nucleotides long. RefSeq lists its product as uncharacterized. Bases 1 to 2460 code for a protein of 819 amino acids. The record is from RefSeq and is a predicted model, not a curated record. NCBI's taxonomy places the organism in Eukaryota, Fungi, Ascomycota, Sordariomycetes, Diaporthales, Diaporthaceae. Gene Ontology annotation, biological process: regulation of transcription by RNA polymerase II. Gene Ontology annotation, molecular function: RNA polymerase II cis-regulatory region sequence-specific DNA binding; DNA-binding transcription factor activity, RNA polymerase II-specific. The transcript has 4 exons.